Messenger RNA from Malania oleifera, 3734 nucleotides. Its product is annotated as pentatricopeptide repeat-containing protein At3g24000, mitochondrial. Bases 497 to 3310 code for a protein of 937 amino acids. Lineage: Eukaryota; Viridiplantae; Streptophyta; Magnoliopsida; Santalales; Ximeniaceae. Gene Ontology annotation, molecular function: protein binding; RNA binding; zinc ion binding. Gene Ontology annotation, biological process: RNA modification. The record is from RefSeq and is a predicted model, not a curated record. The transcript has a single exon.
UUACGUUCUACCGUUGCAGGCGGUCAUUCGGACUCCGUUCUUACCACGUGAGCUUUUAUGCCCGGUGGCACUAGCGUAGCUACACUUGACCCAAGGGGAGGCUGCUUUUAAAAAUCUUUCUUUGCUAUUAACGUUAAAGCGCUCGAUGCACAAAUCCUUAAUAUAAUUCCCUCCCAAACAGCAAAAACAACUAGAGCUGGCUAGGUGCUGUAAGAAGCUCUCAGCUCUCAAAUUUGAAUCCCAUUCCUUCACUACUGCUUCCACCGCUCUCUCUCUCCAAAGCCACUUGAAGACACAACGACCAUCCUCACUCCCAUGCCUAUGGGAAACCCAUGGCUUUCAAGCCCUUUGGAACCACCCGAAUUCCGAAUUCCAGAAUUUCCUUCAAAAGGGUUUCUCAGAAAUCACCAGCGAGAUUGCCGGGAAAGCAUUGCACGCGCUUUGCAUAAAGGGUUCUACCCAUCUCAGUAUAUUCCACGCAAAUACAUUGAUAAGCAUGUAUUCGAAACUGGGCAGAAUAGAUCGCGCGCAUUAUGUAUUCGACGAAAUGUCUCACAGGAAUGAAGCUUCUUGGAAUACCAUGAUGUCCGGCUAUGUCCGAGUGGGUCUUUAUGGAGAAGCACUUGGAUUGUUUAGCCAAAUGCGGGACAGAGAAGUUGAGGUAAGUGGGUUUGUCGCUGCGAGUUUGAUAACUGCAUGCAACAGGUCGGAAUAUAUGGUCAACGAGGGACUUCAAAUCCAUUGUUUUGUUCUUAAAAUGGGUUUACUAUGCGAUGUAUUUGUGGGAACUUCUCUUUUGCAUUUUUAUGGCACAUACGGUUUUGCUUCCCAGGCCACGAAAUUCUUUGAGGAGAUGCCUGACCGAAACGUAGUCUCUUGGACGUCAUUGAUGGUUGGUUAUAUAAACAAUGGGGAUCCAGAGAAAGUUUUCAAUAUAUAUCAACGAAUGAGACGUGAAGGGAUUAUUUGUAAUCAAAACACAUUUGCUACCAUAAUUCGUUCUUGUGUGAUGGGUGAUGAUGAAUGCUUGGGCAGUCAACUACUCGGACAAGUUUUAAAAUCUGGACUUGUGGCUAAUGUUUCGGUGGCAAACUCUCUUGUGUCAAUGUUCGGAAGUUUUGCUUGUGUGAGAGAGGCUUGCUAUGUUUUUCAUCACAUGAUUGAACGGGAUACAGUUUCAUGGAAUUCAAUGAUUUCUGCAUAUGCACAUAAUGAUCUUUGCAAGGAAUCACUCGAUUGUUUUCAUUGGAUGCGUUCUGUGGAUGGUGAAUUAAAUGCUACCACACUUUCGAGUUUGUUAUCUGUUUGCAGCACUGUAGAUAAUGUGAAGUGGGGCAGGGGACUUCAGGGCCUUGCUGUUAAACUGGGAUUAGAUUCGAAUAUUUGUGUUUGCAAUAAUCUUCUUACUAUGUAUUCAGAAUCUGGAAGAUUGAAAGAUGCUGAGUUGUUGUUUCGAGAAAUGCCAGAUAUGGAUUUAAUCUCAUGGAAUUCCAUGAUGGCAUGCUAUGCUAGAGAUGGUAAGUGUUUGGACGCCCUAAAACUUUUGGCUGAACUGUUCGAGAAGAAAAUAAUGAUGAACCAUGUCACUUUUGCAAGUGCGUUGGCUGCAUGUUCAAACCCUGAAUUUAUUACUGAAGGCAAGAUUAUCCAUGCAUUUGUCAUCCUUUCUGGCCUCCACAACAAUUUGAUUAUCGGAAACACACUACUUACCAUGUAUGGGAAGUUUGGCAUGAUGGGAGAAGCCAAACGGGUAUCCCAAACAAUGCCUGUUCGAGACACAGUUACUUGGAAUGCACUUAUUGGAGGUCAUGCUGAGAAUGAAAAACCAGAUAAAGCAGUACAAGCUUUUAAAUUGAUGAGAGAAGAAAACAUACAUGCGAACUACAUUACUAUAGUAAAUGUUUUGGGGGCUUGCUUAGAUCCAGAGGAUCUGCUGAAAAUAGGAAUGCCUGUUCAUGCUUAUACAGUGCAGACAGGAUUCGAAUUCGAUGAUUAUGUAAAGAGUUCCCUUAUCUCUAUGUAUGCUAAGUGUCAUGAUCUCAAUUCAAGUAAAUACAUAUUUGAUGGAUUAGAUGAUAAAACCUCUGUCACAUGGAAUGUUAUGAUUGCUGCAAAUGCUCAUCAAGGUAGUGGGGAAGAGGCUUUAAAACUUUUUGCAGAGAUGCAAAACACUGGGGCAGAGUUAGAUCAAUUCAGUUUCUCUGGGGGCUUUGCAGCUACUGCUAAAUUGGCUAUUCUGGAGGAAGGCAAACAACUUCACAGUUUGGUAAUUAAGCUUGGAUUUAACUAUGAUAUCUAUGUAACAAAUGCUGCGAUGGAUAUGUAUGGAAAAUGUGGGGAAAUCAAUGAUGUGCUGAAUAUACUUCCUCCAGUUCCUAAGCGGUCUCGAUUAUCAUGGAAUAUAUUGAUAUCAUCUUUUGCCAGGCAUGGGCAUUUUGAAAAAGCUAGGGAAGCUUUCCAGGAAAUGCUAAAACUUGGGUCUCAACCUGACCAUGUGACUUUUGUUUCUCUUUUAUCUGCAUGCAAUCAUGGGGGUCUAGUGGAUGAGGGUCUUGCACACUUUGCUUCAAUGACUAAAAAGUUUGGGGUACCUCAUGGGAUAGAGCAUUGUGUAUGCAUAAUCGAUCUUCUUGGACGAGCAGGAAGACUAUAUGAAGCUGAAAGUUUUAUCAAAGAAAUGCCUGUCCCACCAAAUGAUCUUGUCUGGCGAAGCUUGUUGGCAGCGUCCAGAAUCCAUGGUAAUCUGGAGCUUGGGAAGAAAGCAGCCAAACAUCUUGUCAAAUUGGAUCCAUCAGAUGACUCAGCUUACGUUCUUUAUUCAAAUGUCUGUGCUGCUACUGGGAGAUGGGAGGAAGUAGAGAAUGUCAGACGGCAAAUGCAUUCAAUCAAAGUAAAGAAAAAACCUGCAUGCAGUUGGGUCAAGUUGAAAAACAAGGUGACUACAUUUGGCAUGGGAGAUCAGUCCAACCCACAAUUCAAGCAGAUAUAUUCAAAGCUAGAAGAACUUAUGAAGAAGAUUAGAGAAGCAGGUUAUGCCCCUGAUACAAGCUUUGCAUUGCAUGACACAGAUGAAGAGCAAAAAGAGUACAACCUUUGGAACCACAGCGAGAGACUCGCCCUUGCAUUUGGGCUGAUCAAUACUCCAGAAGGUUUAACUGUUAAAAUUUUUAAGAAUCUUCGUGUCUGUGGUGAUUGCCAUUCUGUUUACAAGUUUGUCAGUAAAUUAGUUGGGCGGGAGAUCAUAUUAAGGGACCCUUAUCGGUUUCACCAUUUUAAGGAUGGAAAAUGUUCUUGUGGUGAUUACUGGUAGUAAAACUGCUGAAAUGGCUGUGUUGAGGGUAAUGAAUUUAGGGCCGAAGAUUGACUCUGUUAAUUAUAGUUAUAGAAUUGAAGCAUAGAGCACCCAUCCGUGGUUGUGGAUUACAAGGUCAGUUAUUCUUUCUCAUUUAUUUGUAGUAGCCAGGGGCUUCGGUUUCUUUAUAGAUCCCUCCAUUCGUUUAAUUGAAAUCGUGGACAUGAAAUUCGACUGAUUUCUUGUCAAGCUACCAUUAUGACAAUAACAAUUUUUUCCUUCAGUCUACAUCAUGAUCUUGAUGGUCUUUUAAAGUCUGUCACGUUUUAGUGAUUCAUUUCUCCUUUUAAUUUUGGGAUUUUGUUACCUGGAAAAACAAUGAGGGAUCUUGUUGGAUGUUUUUUAUGAAUGAAGUGGACAGCGGCUGUGCUGGUGAUGCUUA